AUGUCAAGUGCCACCCACCCACCAUCUCUCUUGUCCCCCAUUCGACUGCAACAAGCAAAGAAAUCGACGUGGCUCGUCCGUGGUACGAUACGCAACGACUCCAACUUCAAUCUUCUAUCCUCCGCGCCCUAUACGAAACCAUUUCCUUCCUUUACCACAAUUCAAACACGACGGCCAACAUCCAACAGAGCCCCUCCGUUUCCGAUAGCUUCAGCCCCGCCGUCGUCAUCCAAACGUCGCCGUCGAUUCACACAAGCGCCAGCCAUGUCUAGCCCCAUCGACAUCAGCGCCCUCAGCAAGGACUCCUCUUCAGAGUACGAAGCUAAAAUCAUAUCCAUCCUCUCCAAUGCCAUCAACGAGCUGCCCCCCACGGAGCUCUCGGCCGAGACCACCGCCGGCGAGAUCGACAAGCUCUACCCCUCUGACGUUUCCGCGGCCGAAGGCUUCCUCUGGAGCUUCUGGACGCUCCUCGUCGCCGUGGCCAAGAAGAUACCCGCCGACGAUCCCCGUCAGCAGCUCCUCGUUACGACUGUCGCGAAGCUCAAAAGCAAGCGGGACCAAGAGGUUGAGAUGUGGGGACAGAAGACGCGAGUUUGGAGUGAAUUGCCCAUGCUUGGGCCCGUCAUGAGAGACGAGUGGAACUGUUCGGUGGUUGUAGUUUCUCCUGAUUUCGACGGCUCGGAAAAGGACAAUGCUACCAUUCAGGAAUGGAUCUCGCUCAACUCCUUUGCGGCGAGAAUAUACGGCGCUUCGCUGCAGCCGUGGGUGAAUUUGGGCAUUUGGGAGCUGCGCUCUGGCCUCGAGGAAGCACCCGAGGAUCGACCAAAUGCCAAGGACACGAGGAUUGCGACGGCAUACGAGUGGAUUGUUCACGCCGGCAAGGAGCUGUAUGCCAACGGACGGCAGGCCCAGCAGCUGGACGCGAUGGAACAGCGGGCCUUGAAGCCUGGAUCUUUGCUCAAGAUUGAGGCUUCGGGGUUGAGCAAUGACCGGUGGAGUUUUUGGCGCGAGAGAAUCGGAGUGUUGGGUGCUGGGGCGGGAAGCGGAGUGGCCAAGGAGAAGGCGCAGAAGGCUUUGGAAACGAUGAAGGAAAUUGAGGGCAGCUAA
Metarhizium acridum CQMa 102 is the source of this 1107-nucleotide messenger RNA. The record is from RefSeq and is a predicted model, not a curated record. Lineage: Eukaryota; Fungi; Ascomycota; Sordariomycetes; Hypocreales; Clavicipitaceae.